Messenger RNA from Drosophila melanogaster (fruit fly), 1019 nucleotides. RefSeq names its product prothoracicotropic hormone (gene Ptth). The transcript is spliced from 3 exons. NCBI's taxonomy places the organism in Eukaryota, Metazoa, Arthropoda, Insecta, Diptera, Drosophilidae. Bases 297 to 953 code for a protein of 218 amino acids. The record is from RefSeq and is marked reviewed.
CUGGGUCAGUGGGCUUCUUUUGGCUACUCCCACCGCCCAAAGUUCUCCACCUCUGCCGGCACUUGAGGCCUUAAAGCCAUUUCCCCCAUUGAAGCAUUGAAAGCAGCAGAGGAGUAUAAAUAGCCGAGGGACUCAACCCCAUCAGCCGGGCCACUUGAGCUUGGCAUGGCUUGCCAUUGUUGUGGUGUCAACUGUGGAGUCCAUUGUUCCAUCCUGUCCAGGUGACGAACCGUAAUGGAUGCUGCUGCUCUCAUCUCUGGCACAAAAGGUAAUCCGAGAGGCGGCUUUUGUCCUAAAUGGAUAUAAAAGUAUGGCGACUCCUUGGCCAGAGCUGCAGAAGGAGUACAGCGCUGGUCAGGCACAGAUCGAGCAUGAUGCCGUGGUUGCCCAUUUCCAUUAUGGCAAUGGCGCUGCUUAGCCUGACAAAUAAAGGAAUCGCCAGUCAGUACGCCAGCGAUGAAGGUUUGGACGAGAUGGUGGGUCUAAGGAGUCUGGAACACCGCGCGGAGGAGCAGCAGCCCGAUCGCAGUACAUCGAAAAUGCUCAGUGCCCUAUUCGGAUUCAGUCCCAGCACUCCACAUCCCACAGAGAUGGCGAUGGUCAUGCCCCAUCAGCUGCCGCCCAUGUACUAUAACGAUUUCUAUGAGGAUCUGGUGACCACCAAACGCAAUGAUGUCCAUUCCGCAGGCUGCGACUGCAAAGUUACGAAUGAGCUCGUGGAUCUGGGUGGUCUGCACUUCCCUCGCUUUCUGAUGAAUGCCGUUUGCGAAUCGGGCGCUGGUCGGGAUCUGGCCAAGUGCUCGCAUGGAUCCAAUUGCAGGCCACUGGAAUAUAAGGUAAAGGUCCUGGCACAGACCUCUCAGUCCGAUCACCCCUAUUCGUGGAUGAACAAGGAUCAACCUUGGCAGUUCAAAACGGUCACCGUAACUGCCGGCUGCUUCUGCACAAAGUGAUUGAAAGGAUGUGAGCAACUAUCGUGAAUGUGAAUUAAUUGUAUAUUAAAGCGCCAAAAAGACGUC